ACCAAGCUACUUAUCCGAAUAUGAUUAUAUAACCACGGGUCCACGGAUGCCUUCCCCUCUUUACAGCUUUUUCUAAUACAGCACAUCACCUUUUAUGUUUCUUCGUGUCGAGUCCUCAUACGUAUUUUAUAUGUUUCAUUUUUAGCUAAGAAAUAAGAAGCAUUUGGCAAAGAAUUUAGUUUAUAGGUCGGGCACUAUUACAGCACCCUGCGAGGGUUAACCUUUAGCCAUACAGUACUAGCUCCAGCAGCGCCAAACUGCCCCUCCAACGCUCCCAAAUAGCACCAGUUCCGCCUGAGCUCAACUUGUAGCACAGCUUGUCGUCAUCUUUCACCAUGCCUCUCCAUCUUCUCGGCAAGAAAUCAUGGAACGUCUACAACAGCGACAACAUCGAGCGCGUGCGCCGCGACGAGGCCGUAGCCCGCGAGCGCGAGCACGCCGAGGAGCAACGUCUUCAAGAGAUCGACGCCGACCGACGUCUCGCAAUCCUGAGAGGCGAGGUCCCUCCACCUCUGCCGUCGACCGACGAGCCCUCAGACCGGCCCAACGCGAAGGAGGAUGGCAGCUACAGGCAGCCUGACAGAGAUAGAGAUGCGCCAGGCAGGGAGCGCAAGAAGCGCAAGCGCCAGGGCGAGGACGACACGGAUUUCGAGAUGCGUCUCGCGCAGGAGCGGGCGUCUGGGCCCUCUGCUUACUCCCGCGGCGAUGAGGGUGGUGCAACGGCGCUGAUACCACACAAGAGCAGCGAUGCGCCCUUGACGGAUGUUAGCGGGCAUAUCGAUCUUUUUGGUGGUUCUUCUUCUUCCACCUCUGUGCGCGACACGCGAAAGAAUGCCGAGGCGGAGGCCGAGAAGGCGCGCAAGAAGCGCGAGUAUGAGGAUCAGUACACGAUGCGUUUCUCGAACGCUGCAGGGUUGAAGGCGCCGGCUUCGGGACCGUGGUAUGCUCCUGCUGCAGGCGUUAAGCGACAACAAGAGGGCGAAGACGAGGGCAAGGACGCCUUUGGGAGGCCAGAUCCAGGAAGGAAAGACCGUGAUGUGGCGCGGAUUGUGUCCAGCGAUCCUUUGGCCAUGAUGAGGAGGGGUGCUGCGAAAGUGAGAGAGGUAGAAAAAGAAAGGAAGACAGCGAACGAGGAGCGAGAGAGGGAGACGAGAAGACUGCACAGAGAAGAGCGAAGACGAGAAAAGAAAAGGCGACGUCGGGAUGAGCGGGACAAUGAAAAAGGAAUAAUCGUGACCGAGGAGACGAAUACGAAGAAAGACGGAGACAUAGGCAUCAUCAUAGACACCGGAGUCCGCACAGAAGCGCGCGAAGCACCGAUCGACGGCAUGGGCGAGACGGCUGACUGGCUUCAUAGUUGGGGCUUUACUAACACAGGUGCGGUGAACAAGCGCACCAUAUAG
Messenger RNA from Truncatella angustata, 1403 nucleotides. RefSeq lists its product as uncharacterized. NCBI's taxonomy places the organism in Eukaryota, Fungi, Ascomycota, Sordariomycetes, Amphisphaeriales, Sporocadaceae. The record is from RefSeq and is a predicted model, not a curated record. Bases 336 to 1403 code for a protein of 355 amino acids. The transcript is spliced from 3 exons.